Molecule: messenger RNA, 1659 nt
Organism: Cryptomeria japonica (Japanese cedar)
Lineage: Eukaryota; Viridiplantae; Streptophyta; Pinopsida; Cupressales; Cupressaceae
Product: probable serine/threonine-protein kinase PBL7
Exons: 7
Coding region: 1-1659 (552 amino acids)
Biological process (GO): protein phosphorylation
Cellular component (GO): plasma membrane
Molecular function (GO): ATP binding; protein tyrosine kinase activity
Source: RefSeq, a predicted model, not a curated record
AUGGAAGCCAUGACUGGGUUCUAUGAAAGUCUCUCCAUGCAGUUUGUCAGCAGCUGGAAUGAUAGGAGAGUCGUCAUGGGGGAUAUAUCUUUUGAAAUUAAUGAAGUUGUCAUUGCCCAGGCUACAGGGCUGCCUACCGAGGGAAGGAAAUGGAAGAAGACUAGCAGGGUCACGAAUGAAACCAGUAUGAAUAGAUUCUACAAAAAGGGCAAGGAGAAAGUUAAGCUACGUGGGGGCUUCAAUAUAGACUGUCUUCCUUAUCCGUGGGACCAGGUGAAGAUGGAAAUCAAGAUUGCUGCAGGAUAUCCUCCAGCAUAUAUCAUAGUACAGGAAGCAAACAAAACUAGAGUUUCAUGGAUUAUCUUAGACAGAGAAUUGAAGAAAUAUAGGAAAAACAUAUCUGAGAGCUCUGAAUGUAAUGUUGCUGCAAUUGGGAGAAAUAAUGUUGCUAGUAUUAUAUCUAGUGAUAAUAGGCUUCCUUCCUAUAACAUAUCUGCAGAGGGCACUAUCACUACAUUCCCUGCACCUUUUCAAGCCAAUAGACAAGUGCAGACGAGCAGGCCAUCCAUUGGAGUCCCAAUUAAUCUAUAUAUGAAUGGCAGAGCUGAUGUCACUCAGGACUCCAAAUCUUUUCGUAGUGCUGUGCAAACUCCAUCAAAAAGUGAGGAGAAAACUGCUUUAACUUGUUCUGCUUGUGAGAGCAGAAAGGAGGUCAAAGCCAAAUUGUGUCCUCCACGAGAGCUCUCCUGUGAUGAAAUAACCAAAGUAUCAAAUGAUGACUUACUUGCCCAAAAUGGAAUAUGGCAGUUAUACAAGGGAUUUCUAAAUGAGGAUGGGUCUUCAGAAUAUCAUGUUAUGGUGAAGAAGUUUGAGGCCUCCUCUUAUGAGACCCAUUUCAAAACUGAAAUAGACUUUGUUAAAGUGGCUCGCCAUCGGAAUAUCUUAGCUCUGUUGGCAUUUUGCAAUGAUAAAUUUAGUCCUACCCUUGUUUAUGAGUAUGCCUGCAAUGGAUGGCUUGAUCGCCACCUUUCUUGUCCUAAGAUGUUGUCAUGGGCAGCAAGGCGAAGGAUUGCAAUAGGGGUCGCCAAAGGACUCAGGUAUUUGCAUGAGGAAUGUGGUGAAGGCACCAUUGUGCAUCGAGACAUCAGAUCUUCAAAUAUUAUGCUUUCUCAUGAUUUCUUGCCCUUGAUUGGUAAUUUUGGGUCUGCAAAGCGGCUUGCAACUGAUGAAGUAUGCAGAGAGAGUAGAGUGUGGGGAGCUGCUGGGUAUGUGGCUCCAGAGUAUUCAGAACGAGGAAUUCUAUCUGUUAAGGCAGACACCUAUUCUUAUGGAGUUUUACUGCUUGAGCUCAUAAGUGGCAGAAAAGCUCUUGAUUUAUCAUGCUCCGAGAACCAAAUCUCUCUGUUGGAAUGGGCACGGCCACAUAUUGAGGUACAUGCAUUUCAUGAAUUGUUAGAUCCUGAAUUGGGGGAAUCAUUAGAUAUGUUUGAGCUUUACUGUAUGUGCUCUGCAUCGUCACUGUGUAUACAAAAGGAUCCUCGCUCACGUCCCACUAUGAGCCAAGUUGUUUCAAUACUCAAAGGUGACCGCCCCACCAUGAUACCACCAUCGCCCAUAUUUUGUAAUAGCCAGUCAAAUUAUAUGAUUGAUCGUAAAUGA